AUGAGGCUCACAACCAUAUUUCCCGGCCUCGCAGCCCUGGUGUUUUACAGCACUGCCCUAGCCACCGGCGACCAAACGGCAGCCCUCUACAUUCAACCCAUCUCCCAAUCUUCUCCUCCCGCCCCAGCCUUACUCGCUGAAAUCCAAUACAACGUUUUCUCCCCCCAAGACGCCCAAGUCGCCUCCUUUGAAUUUCCCGACCUCCCCGAAGACACCAAGACCUUCCGCGUAGGCACCUACGACGCCGCCACCGACGCCUGGACCUCGUCCACUUCCGUGGCGUCCGUAGAUAACUUCGGGAAAGGGUACUCGCCUGCGCUGAUAUUGACGGUGGAUUUGGAGGGAAAAGUAGUCGGGUCGGCGUGUAGGGCCUUCAAGAUCGAUGCUGGGCAGACGAGGGAUUUUGGACCGCAGGCUGUGGUCAGGGUCGUGGAAUUGGGCCGGCAGCCAGAGCUGAAUAAGCCGGUUGUGCUUGGAGCGGAUGGGAAGAAGGGGGAUGUGGGGGAGGAGAAGACUCUGUUGCAGAAGUACUGGUGGGUGAUGCUGAUUGUGGUGUUGUUGACUUUGACGGGAGGGGGGGAUGGGAAGUGA
This is a messenger RNA of Pseudomassariella vexata, 591 nucleotides long. RefSeq lists its product as uncharacterized. The record is from RefSeq and is a predicted model, not a curated record. The transcript is spliced from 2 exons. The coding region runs from base 1 to 591 and encodes 196 amino acids. NCBI's taxonomy places the organism in Eukaryota, Fungi, Ascomycota, Sordariomycetes, Amphisphaeriales, Pseudomassariaceae.